Molecule: messenger RNA, 608 nt
Organism: Tupaia belangeri chinensis (Chinese tree shrew)
Lineage: Eukaryota; Metazoa; Chordata; Mammalia; Scandentia; Tupaiidae
Gene: ZNF580
Product: zinc finger protein 580
Exons: 3
Coding region: 255-608 (117 amino acids)
Source: RefSeq, a predicted model, not a curated record
GGGAGGGACCUGAUGGCCCAGCGAGCCGCGAGGCGGAGGUGCCCGGCGCCCACCGAAGCGAGGGGUUCAGAGGGGCCCCGGGCUUGUAGCGGGAUGUUGAGGGCGCUGGGGCUUGGAGGGAAUGGGGCCGGGGGAGCAGGCCCAGAAGGGGAGGCCGUGCUGGGGGGAAGGAUGGGGGCCCGCGGAGGUGAAGAAGAGAAGCCAGAUGUGUGUGCAAAGCGGGAAGCAGGGGCUCGGGCGAGCAGCUGCUCCAGAUGCUGCUGCUGCCGCCGCGGCCACCCCACCCUCGGUCCUCCUCUCCGGAGGCCAUGGACCCACCGCCCCCCAAGGCUCCCCCUUUCCCCAAGGCGGAAGGCCCCUCCUCCACUCCUUCCUCGGCGGCGGGGCCCAGACCCCCGCGGCUGGGCCGCCACCUGCUCAUCGACGCCAACGGGGUCCCCUACACGUACACGGUGCAGCUGGAGGAGGAGCCUCGGGGCCCACCCCAGCGCGAGGCGCCCCCGGGAGAGCCUGGUCCCCGCAAGGGCUACAGCUGUCCAGAGUGCGCCCGUGUCUUUGCAACCCCCCUGCGGCUGGAGGAGUACCAUUUCUUCCUUCCCCCUUUCUAG